UCUUGGCAAGAAGCAGCAGCACCGUUUUGGCCAAGUGGAAUAAAAUUGGCCGUGAUUUAACUGAUAGUAGAAUCCCAACUGCAGCGGUAGAAAACAAUAAUCCAAGGAUCAAAUCAUGGCCCUUCGCUUGACCCAGAGAUUGCUGCAGACGCAGACGCCGUUCCUCACUCGCGGCUAUCCCUUGCUGGUGACCAAGGAGAAGACCGAGGAUGUGGCCCACACCAAAUCGGCGCUGCAAAAGAAAGUCACGGGCACCGAUAUUCCCUCGGCACAGUACGGAGGUCGUCAUGCCGUCACCAUGCUGCCAGGCGGCGGCAUUGGUCCCGAACUGAUGGGCUAUGUGCGCGAGAUCUUCCGGUACUGCGGUGCACCCAUCGAUUUCGAGGUGAUCGACAUCGAUCCCUCCACCGAGGGCAACGAUGAUCUCGACUACGCCAUCACAUCCAUCAAGAGGAACGGAGUGGCACUCAAGGGCAACAUCGAGACCAAGUCGCAAACCUUGACCGAAGUUUCGCGCAACGUGGCCAUCCGUAACGAACUGGAUCUGUACGUCAAUGUGGUGCACUGCAAGUCGUAUCCGGGCAUUCCGGCCCGCCAUCACGACAUCGACGUGGUGCUCAUCCGCCAGAACACCGAUGGCGAGUACGCCAUGUUGGAGCACGAGUCUGUGCCCGGAAUCGUGGAGAGCAUGAAAGUGGUGACCGUCGAGAAUGCCGAGCGUGUGGCUCGCUAUGCCUUUGAGUUCGCCCGCCAAAACAAUCGCAAGAAGGUUACCACCAUCCACAAGGCGAACAUCAUGAAGCUGUCCGAUGGCCUCUUCCUGGAGGUCGCCAACCGUGUGCACAAGGACUAUCCCGAACUGGAGCACAACAACAUGAUUAUCGACAACACCUGCAUGCAGUCCGUGUCGAAUCCCCACCAGUUCGAUGUCAUGAACAUGACCAACCUGUACGGCACCAUUGUGUCCAACGUUCUUUGCGGUCUGAUGGGCGGAGCUGGCCUCAUUUCCGGUAGGAACUACGGCGACCAUUACGCCAUCUUUGAGCCGGGCACCCGUAACACCGGAACCGCCAUUGCCGGCAAGAACAUCGCCAACCCUGUGGCCAUGAUCAGUGCCAGUAUCGACAUGUUGAACCAUUUGGGUCACAAGGAGCACGCCAACGUCAUCCAGGAGGCCGUCUACCAGACCAUUGUCAACGAUGCCAUUCGCACGCCAGAUAUUGGCGGCACCAACUCCAGUACCGAUGUGGUUGAAAAUAUACUCAAGAUCUUGAGUGCCAAGCGCGUGAAUUGAUUUUCUUGCCGGCCCUAUCCAAUGUUUCUGCACUCUGAUUCUUUUUUCUAAAUUUCCUACUGGAAAGCUGUAUAUUUUCUUUUAUUUAACUUUUAAUGCAAAAUACCCUAAGGCAACAGUACAUGAACAACAAGAAUAACACACUUUGCGCUCUUCAAAAGCCUAGCAAGUUCCACAAGUAGUCAAUCAAAGCGAUAUUAAAUUGUAAAUUUUCCAAAAGAUUUGUAAUAUUGAAAAUGUAUUAUUCUGUUCGAAUAUUUAUUAGUAAAGGAAAAAGUAAAAAAAGACACUGUAA
This is a messenger RNA of Drosophila yakuba, 1589 nucleotides long. RefSeq names its product isocitrate dehydrogenase [NAD] subunit gamma, mitochondrial (gene Idh3g). The record is from RefSeq and is a predicted model, not a curated record. The coding region runs from base 116 to 1294 and encodes 392 amino acids. Gene Ontology annotation, biological process: tricarboxylic acid cycle; isocitrate metabolic process. Lineage: Eukaryota; Metazoa; Arthropoda; Insecta; Diptera; Drosophilidae. The transcript is spliced from 6 exons. Gene Ontology annotation, cellular component: mitochondrion.